AAGCAGAACACCAACAAGAAGAACAACAACAACAACGAAGUAAACGCAACAACGACAACAAUUAGCACGAAACUUUCUACAACUAAAAAAAAGGCCCAUUAACAACAAAUUUUUCUACUAAAAAAAACCCAACUGCAACUAUUUCAACUAAACCUGGCACUAUUUUCGGCUAAUGCGAAUUGAGUGCCUUUUACAAUUUGUACACCUAAUACACUAAGUUUAAGCAAACGAUUAAGACUAGGAGGCGGACGUGCACGUAGACGACGCAAAGAUGUCCACACUGUCGUUGCGCAUACAGCUGGAGGGUGGUCGGGUGACCAAGACCAUACAAUUCCAACCAAAUACGACAGUCUUCGAUGCAUGCAAAAUCAUACGCGAUAAAUUUGCCGAAGCGGUGCAGGGACAACCUAGCGAAUAUGGACUCUUCAUUUCGGAUGAGCAGAACCAGCAGGGCGUUUGGCUAGAAGCUGGCCGCACACUGGGCUAUUAUAUACUGCAUAAUCAGGAUACGCUCGAAUAUCGACGCAAGCUCCGGACACUGCGUGUCCGCAUGUUAGAUGGCGCUGUCAAGACCAUCCUGGUCGACGACUCGCAGCCCGUUUCCCAGCUGAUGGUGGUAAUUUGCACCAAAAUUGGCAUUACCAAUCACGAGGAAUAUGGCCUGGUGCGUGAGGAUAACGAGGCGCAGAACGAGAACCUGCCGGACAAUAAGUUUGGUACGCUCACGCUCAAGCGCAAGUUCACCGAGAAGGAUCGCGAUGCCAAAAUGGAAAGUUUGCGCAAGAAACUCAAAACUGACGAUGAAAUGAACUGGGUCGAUGUGGGUCGCACACUGCGCGAACAGGGCAUCGAUGAGUCGGAGACGGUGCUGCUGCGCCGUCGUUUCUUCUUCUCUGAUCAGAACAUUGACUCGCGUGAUCCGGUGCAGCUGAAUUUGCUUUACGUGCAGGCCAGGGACGCCAUUCUCGAUGGCACACAUCCUGUUACCCAGGACAAGGCCUGCGAAUUCGCCGGAAUCCAAGUGCACAUACAAUUCGGGCCGCACAACGAGGCCAAGCACAAGCCCGGAUUCUUGGACUUAAAGGACUUUUUGCCACAGUCGUAUGUGCGUGUUAAGAACAUUGAGAAGAAAAUCUUUGCGGAGCAUAGAAAGCAUUUUGAAUUGACGGAAAUCGAUGCCAAAGUUCUGUACACCAAGACCGCUCGGGAGCUGCCCACCUAUGGCGUUACCUUCUUCCUAGUCAAGGAGAAGAUGAAUGGCAAGAACAAGCUUGUGCCGCGUCUCUUGGGUGUUACCAAAGACUCUGUGCUGCGUCUGGAUGAGCGCACCAAGGAGAUUUUAAUCUCCUGGCCACUGACCACAGUGCGUCGCUGGGGCGCCUCGCCGAACACCUUCACCCUGGACUUUGGCGACUAUGCGAAUCAAUACUAUUCAGUGCAGACGACAGAAGCCGAACAGAUCGUGCAGCUCAUAGCGGGCUAUAUCGAUAUCAUAUUGAAGAAGAAACAGACCAAGGAUCACUUUGGCAUCGAGGGAGAUGAGGGAUCCACCAUGGUGGAGGAGUCCGUUGCGCCAUCCAAGGCCACCUUCUUGCAGCACGAAACGAAUCGCGUGGAGAAGCUGAACUUGGAAAGUUUAGCGCAUCCGGGCGUUAUGCGGCCUUAUGACGGUGAACGCACCUUUACGCAGAACGAAAUGCAGAGCGUGCAGUAUGGCGCCUUUGUGGGUCAAGUAAAUCACGCUCAUCAACCGCCCACGACUAAGGAAGUACGCAUUAGUUCUGUGAAUCUGACGGAGCCGCAGCGUGCGCUGCUCGGUUAUAUAUCCGCUGGACAGGAUGUCUUAAUACGCGCUGACGAGGAGCUGCGCACCAAGGCACCCAUUCAGGAGCUGGGCAGCGAUCUGCGUUCCAUUGAGUGGCGUGAGAAUACGCUGGACACCUCGAAGCAGGCGGUCAGCUCGCAUGUGGCCACGAUGAGCGCGGCCACCGCGCAGAUUAUCACCGCCUCGCAGCCGGAUGAGGUCGAUACGGAAGCCAUUUCGGCAUCUGUGUCCCAGAUUGCCCAGACCAUACCCGAGGUCACCAAGGAGGUGCGCCUGAUUGCCGCCCUCAUGGAGAACGAUUCGAAUGGCGACCAGCUGCUGGAGGCAGCUCGCAAUCUGUGCAAUGCCUUUAGUGAUCUGCUCAAGGCCGCUGAGCCGGAGAGCAAGGAGCCACCGCAGCAUUUGAUUAAUGCCGCCAGCCGUGUGGGCGAAGCCACCACCCAUGUGCUCAGCACUAUUGCUGAGGAGGAGGCGCCAGAGAAUCGCGAUCUGCACGACAUGCUGCUGGCCCUGGCCAAGGCCGUGGCCAAUACCACAGCCGCCCUGGUGCUGCGGGCCAAGAACAUCGCCGCCAGCUGUGAGGACGAUCAGGCGCGCAAUCGCGUCAUUGGAGCAGCCAGCCAGUGCGCACUGGCCACCAGUCAGCUGGUCGCCUGCGCCAAGGUGGUGGCACCCACCCUGCACAAUGCUGCCUGCCGGGAGCAGCUGGAGGCGGCGGCCAGAAACGUGGCCCGUGCUGUCAACUCGCUCUGCGAGGUCUGCAACGAGGCGAGCAACGAUCCCAAGCUGAAGGCCGAUUUGCUGGACGCGGCACGCGAUGUCUCCAAGAGUCUCACAGAGAUGCUGGAGCAUGUGAAGCUAAGCACUCGCGAGCAUGCGAAUCGCACCAGUCAGGAGCUGAGUCCCGUCGAAAAUGUUAUCAUUGGCACCGAUGUUUUGGUGUCCACCAAUGAUCCCCAGGAAAUGGUGCGCCAUGCGCGCACCCUGGGCCAGACAACGGCACAGCUCAUCCAGAGCAUCAAGGGCGAGGCGGAUCAGCAGGAGGAUGCGGACAUGCAGCGGCGUUUGCUGUCGGCCGCCAAGCAGUUGGCCGAUGCCACCGCCAAGCUGGUGGAGGCGGCACGCCUGUGCUCCUCCAAUCCACAUGAUUCGGACAAUCAGAAUGCGCUGCGUCGUGCUGCCGAGGAGCUGCGCGAGAUCACCACCAGCACCGCCAAUACGCCGGCCAUGAAGCGUGGUCUCAUCCAGCGGCUCGAGUUCCACUCUAAGCUGGCUGCCUCAGCAGCCACCCAGUGCAUCUCGGCCGCCCAGAAUGCGGUGCAGCACAGCCAAGACCAUCAGACCAAGGAGUCGCUGCUGCAGGAUUGCAAACGCGUCGCAGACACCAUACCACGACUGGUCACAUCGCUGAAGACGACGCGCGCCCAGCCAGACGAUGCGCACGCCCAGCUGAAUCUUAUCGAGGCGGCGGAACAGUUCAUUGAGCCUGCUCUUCAAGUAUCGCAAUCUUCACGUGCCCUGCGGCCCACUGUCACGGAUAUACCCUCUGCCGCGCAGCUGUCCAAGAGUGCAUUGCAUCUGGGCCAGACGGUUUCAGAGCUGCAUUCGGUGGCGCAGCGUGCACGCGAUGCCUGCGGUGGUCAGGAGCUGGAGUCCGCCUUGGAGGCGGUGCGCAAGCUGCAUCAUGUGCUCGACGAUACACGCCAGGCAGCGCUGGCGGGUCAACUGCGUCCUCUGCCCGGCGAGACGGUGGAGAACACCGCCGACGAGCUGCGCAAAUCGGCCAAGAAUGUGGGCAUUGCUUUGAGCCAGUUGCUCAGCUCUGUACUGCAGGGACAACGCAGCUAUGCAGGCGCCGCUGGCCGGGACACGGCUCUGGCCCUGGGCGACUUCACCAAGAGCGUGCAUGGCGUGGCGGCGACCACACAGAAUCCGGCCAUCAUUGAGUGCGCCGACGACGUGGUCACCAGCUCCGCACAGCUGAUAGAGCAGGCGCAGCGCACGCUGCAGGGUAUCUCCGAUCCGCAGGCGCUGACCCAAGCGGGCCGAGAUGUGACAGGUGCCCUCUCGCGCACCGUCGACUGCAUACCCGGCCAGCGUGAGGUGGACGCCGCGCUGCGCAAUGUCAGCGAACUCAGCGAGAUUCUGUCCGUGAGCGAAUUCCCGCCCUCGAACCGACCCUAUGCCGAGCUGCAGUCCGAGCUGAAGCAGGUGGCCGAGCAGCUGAGCAGCGCCGGCGGCCAGAUUGUCCAAUCGUAUGCCAGCCCUGCCCUGCUGGCCGACAGCAGCCAGAACUUUGCGGCCAACUACAGGGAUCUGUUGUCGGUGAGCAUGCAGAUGGCGGGGCAGACCCAAACGGAUGAGCCCGUGCGCUCGCAGAUGAUUGACUGCCUGCGCAAUGUGUCGACACAGUCGUGUUCGCUGCUCUCCACGGCCAAGUCCAUUGCCGCCGAUCCUGGCCAGCCGAAUGCCAAGAAUUUGCUGCAUGCCGCCGCCCGCAGCGUUACGGAGAGCAUCAAUCAGCUGGUGGAUGCCAGCAUUCAGUCGGCGCCGGGCCAAAAGGAGUGCGAUAAUGCCAUGCGCAACAUUGAGGCACUGCGUCUGAUGCUCGACUAUCCGCACGAGCCGAUCAACGAGAUGGGCUACUUUGAUUGCGUCGAACAGGCGACCGCCAAGUCGCGCAAUCUGGGCUAUGCCAUCUCCGAGAUGAUCAACAAUGCCAAACAGUCACAGCACGUGGAGUUCAGUCAGUCGGUGAACAAUGUCAACGACUCCAUACAGGGUCUGAUGGAGAGCUCCUCGCAGGCAGCCUAUCUCAUUGGCGUCUCGCAUCCCAGCAGCGUGGCUGGGCGUCCCGGCAUCAUUGACCAGGCGCAGUUGACCUGGGCCUAUCAGGGCAUUCGACAGCAUUGCGACAUUGUGAGCAGCGCCCAGUCAGGCAAGCCGCAGAUGAUCUCGGCUCUGACCGUGAUUGCCAAGCACACGAGCUAUCUGUGUUCCAUUUGCCGACAGGCGAGCAUGAACACCAACAAUCCGGUGGCCAAGAAUGAGUUCAUUGUGCUGGCCAAGCGGGUGGCCACCGCAACAUCGGAUCUUGUGCAGGACAUCAAAGCGAUUGAGGAGAAUCCCACGAGCGGCAGUCGGGAUCGACUUGUGGAGCCGCUGCUGGAUGCUGUCAAGGCAGUGCGUCAAUAUGCCUCCAGUCCAGAGUUUAUAUCGAUUCCGGCCAAAAUCUCAGCCGAGGGUCGCAAGGCGCAGGAGCCAGUUAUUCAGGCUGGACGUGGUGUUAUAGAUGGCGUCGUCGAGAUGGUCAAGGCGGCCAAAUCGCUGGCCUUGUCCCCGGACAAUCCGCCCGUGUGGCAGCAGCUCUCCAUGCACUCCACGCCCGUUUCCGAGUCCGUCAAGCGGCUCGUGGACAACAUACGCGACAAGGCGCCCGGACAGGCCCAAUGUGAGCAGGUGCUGCACACCCUGGGCACCUGCACCCGUGAGCUGGACAGCUGCGCCCUGGCCGCCAAUGCUCAGGGCCUGAGCCGUCGUCGGGACAAUAAUCUGCAUGGCUUCAGUGGCCAAACGAUGAACUCUGCCGCGGAGCUGUUGGACAAAUUGGAACCCAUACGCGUGGCGGGCAAGAACAAUGCCGAGCAGCUGGGCCAUGCCGUGGGCGAGAUCUCGCGCUAUGUGGUGCCCAUGGUGAAUGGCGCCAUUGGCGCCUGCACCCACAUCGUGCACAGCCAGCAGCAAAUGUCGCUGAUCAAUCAGACCAAGUCGGUGGUCGAGAGCGCCAUUACCCUGGUGCAAUCGGCCAAGGACUCGGCGGGUAAUCCACGUGCCACACACGCCCAUCCGCGCCUCGACGAGGCCAUCGAUGGUACCCGGGAGGCCAUCCAGGAGCUGCAGCAAGCUGUGGAGAAGAUCAAUGCCGAGACGGGCAUUGUCACCGGCCUCAUGGAGCAGGUGAAUCGCGCCAUAACGCGGCUCACGGACAAGCGACAGUCGCUGCUGAAUGCCUCCUACUCGGACACCUUUGUGGACUACCAGACGCGCAUGGUGGCCACGGCCAAGGAGAUUGCUCGCCUGGGCAACGAGAUGAACGCCAAGAGCAGUGUGGAGCCAGCGGCUCUGCCCCAGCUGGCCGUCGAAAUGACCCAGCACUACCAGCUGCUCACCCAGGAUUCGGUGGGCGCCAGCACGACCACCACCUCGCCAGAUGUGGCCAUGCGCAUACGCAACACAGUCAUCGAUUUGGGUCGUUCGGUCAGCUCCAUGAUACAGUCCUCUGCCGGCGGCGCCAGUCCACAUGAUGCCAGCGCCCUCAAGCAGAUAUCGAACAAUGCUCGCGAGGUAUCCGAGAAGGUGGCCCAGGUGCUGGCUGCCCUGCAAGCCGGUUCUCGCGGCACCCAGGCCUGCAUCAAUGCUGCCCACACCGUAUCCGGCAUCAUCGGAGAUCUGGAUACGACCAUUAUGUUUGCCACGGCGGGCACACUGCACUCGGACGGCGACGGCAGCUUUGCCGAUCACCGAGAGCACAUUCUACAGACAGCCAAGGCUCUGGUGGAGGACACUAAGGUGCUGGUAACCGGCGCCGCCGGCACACAAGAUCAGCUGGCCAAUGCGGCACAGAAUGCCGUCUCAACAAUUACUCAACUCGCGGAGGCUGUAAAGCGCGGCGCCUGCUCCUUGGGCUCCUCGCAGCCCGACUCGCAGGUUAUGGUCAUUAAUGCUGUCAAGGAUGUGGCCUCGGCUCUCGGUGAUUUGAUCAACUGCACCAAACUGGCCUCGGGCAAGCCCAUACACGAUCCCUCUAUGCAGGGUCUCAAGGAGAGCGCCAGGGUCAUGGUGCUGAAUGUCUCCUCGCUGCUGAAGACCGUCAAAGCUGUCGAGGAUGAGCACACGCGCGGCACACGCGCCAUGGAGGCCACUGUGGAGGCCAUUUCACAGGAGAUACGCGCCAUGCAGACGCCGCCGCCCGUGGGCAGCGCUCAGAUGGGACCCGAGGAUUUGAUACGCGUCACCAUGAAUGUAACAGCUGCCACGGCAAAGGCUGUCGCCGCCGGCACCUCCAAUCUGCAGGCGGACAUUGUGGCUGCGGCCAAUUUGGGCCGUCGCGCCAUCUCGGACAUGCUGAUCGUUUGCCGUUCCGUUGCCUGGAACUGUGCCGAGACGGAUGAGCUGCGUGUGCGCACACUGGAGGCGGGCACCGCUGUCGCCGAAUCCUACAGAGAGCUGCUCAAUGGCAUUUUGCACAAUUGCAGCGCCGACGAUCGCAUGCACUAUUCGCGACGCGUGGCCAAGUGCGUCACAGAUCUGGUGGCCAUGGCGCGUCUGCUGAAGGGCUCCGACUGGAUAGAUCCGGAGGAUCCCACGGUCAUAGCCGAAAACGAGCUGCUCGGCGCUGCGGCAUCCAUCGAUGCGGCUGCCAAGAAACUGGCCUCGCUGCGACCACGUCGCCAGGCGGAUGUCAAGAUCGAGCUGGAUGAGAACAUGAAGUUCGAUGAGAUGAUCCUCGAGGCAGCCAAGGGCAUUAUGGCCGCCUCUGCUGCCUUGGUACGUGCUGCCAAUGCCGCUCAGCGUGAGCUCAUUGAUCAGGGCAAGGUGGCACGGCGUCCGUUGACCAGCUCCGAUGAUGGCCAGUGGUCGGAGGGUCUGAUUUCAGCCGCCCGCCUGGUGGCUGCAGCCACACACAGCUUGGUGGAGGCCGCACAGAAUUUGGUGCGCGGCGUCGGCACCGAGGAGAUGCUCAUCUCGACGGCCAAACAGGUGGCUGCCUCCACAGCGCAAUUGCUGAUUGCAUGCAAGGUCAAAUCGAAUCCCAACUCGGAGGCGGGACGUCGCCUGCAGGCCGCUGGCAAUGCAGUCAUCAAAUCCACUGACAAUCUGGUGCAUGCCGCCCAACAAGGCCUCGAGGCGGAGGAGGAGCAUUCGCUGAAGAUCAACACAUCCAUGGUGGACGGCAUGGCGCAGGAGAUCAAUGCACGCUCCGCUGUGCUGCGUAAGGAGAAGGAGCUGGAGGAGGCGCGCCAGCGUCUCAAGCAUGUGCGCCAGGCGCAGCGUUAUGCCAAGAACACCCAAGGCUUCACCACCGACGAGAGCGACACGGAGUACGCCUACGGCACGCUCAACAGGAGCCAGAACAAUAACUCCUCAACGUCCGCGCCCGUUGUGCCACCACCGCCGCCACAGAAGCCGACGGUGAAUCGCAAUCUGGAGGCCUGUGUCCAGGAUCUGCAUGACAAGACGUUCGGCCAGGGCGGCGUAGUGCAGCUGACCGGCGGCAAUGCCUAUCCCGGCCAGAACUACGAGGGCUACACGUCCAGCAGAUACGAGACGCGCAACUUUGACAAGUCAGCCAACAAUAGCGGCGGCAGCGCCAGUGAGCUGGGCCUGCCCAAGCCUGGCCUGGAGUCGAGCUUCUCUCAGAUGACGCUCAACACGGAUGGCGGCAAGCUGAGCAUUGUGGAUCAGGGCUCCGAGCGUCUCACCUCAAUGACGCAGCGCGUCAUGGAGCGCAAAUCGUUUACGACAACAACAGAAUCGCGUUCCGAGACGAAGACGGAGAAGCACAGUUUUCGACUGGAAUAAGGUAUAGGAGCAGGAGCAGGAACUGCAGCUGCAGUCGAAACUAAACGAAGAAGUUUGCCAAAUGUGCUUUUAACAUUUAUAUGCAUACUAAUAGUAAUAAUUUAACAUUAGAAUAUAAUUAGCCACUAGCGUUAAUAUGUCAAUAUAUACACACGCCACACAAAUACCCCAUAUACACACGCACACACACACCCUAAAUGUAACGUUAUAUUCGCUUUUCAUUUCAAUUUCGGUUUUUAUUUUCUAACUAUCCAAUCUUUUUGUGUAUAUUUGUUGUGCUUUUGAACGUGUCUAUCUGCCAAUUUAUUGCCAAUUUUUUAACACACUACGAAACAUAAACUGAACCCCUAUUAAAAGAAAAAACGCAUACUUUGUACUAAUCAAAUCAAAUUUAUUCUAAAACUGUAACCAAAAAAAAACUAAAUGCAAAUUGGGUUCAUCGAUUUAAUGUUAAUUCUAUGCAAUUUAUUACCGUGCACCUAAAAACUAAAUAUUUUAAAUCGAGAAUUAUUAUUAACGCGAUUUUAGUUAAUUCAAUUCACAUUUGUUGUUCACAUAACGUUUAGUUCUUAAAAACAUCUAUGUACGUAAACAAUGUUCUAUGUUCUUCUAAAAAAGGAUAUUCUUGCUCUGUAAUUUCGUUUUGUAUAUACGAGUACCUAUGUGAGCUGUCGUGUAUACGUAAUUGCAUAUUUUAAUUGUGUAUUUUUUGUAAAUUAAUAAAAACAAUAUUUUAACAACAAAUGCGAAAGAGUUGUCUUUAUAGCUAAAACUUAGCUAAAAUUACAAACCUUUCUUAUUUAUUAUUAUGCGGGCCGCAAGGAAAUCGACUGAAAUUUUGAUGUCCUUUGAAACAUACAACGUCUGAAGCUAACUGGAGUAAAAGCUAUUAUUCCAAGGGAAAAACAUUUAAAAAAAUAACGUUCUUUUCUAUUUGGCGGUUGCGGGAUUCAUUUGAAAGCAAAUUCAAAUUUAACGGCUCAACAUGCCCCUUUUGGGUAUGCUACGAAAUUUUUCGACCGGCGAUUUUCGUCUACCUGCUGGGCAUUUCUGUUCGCCUGGUAUUUCAGCUGAAUUUUAUAGAAAUUUGGUGCGCCCCAUUCAAAUUUUUAAUUUUUUUAUAUACAAGGACGAUUGCUAUGUCCUUUUGCCAGUCAAUAGUCGUGGUCAAUACAAUUAGUUUGACACAGGAUUCGUCAGGAUCCGUAAGGAUAUGACCGAGUUAUGGCUAAUUUUUUUAACAAGGCUCCUUGAAGGAUUUUCGUCCUUUUUAUUGCAUAUUCUAAAUUGGCAGGAUAACAACUAUCUGUACGCCAAAGGACAUCAGGAUAGUCCUUGAAAUGGCCAAAUUAUAGGCAAUUUAAUAAUACAUAGAAUAUAUGGUCCUUUUUAGAAAAGUGGCCAUAACUCGGCCAUAUCCUUGCAGAUUUUCGCAGGACCUGGUGCGUUAGGAUCGUAAGGACCAGCUGCAUCGAACUGCAUCAAAAAAUUAUGGGGUCAUCUAAGAAUCCUGGACUUGACAAUUUUUCGGUGGCGAUUUACAAGGAAAACAGGCCGAAAACACAAAAUCCUUAAUAUCUCAGAACAGGGACGAUUUUGAUGUCCUUUGGCCAGAUGAUAGCCCUGGUCCAUACAAUUAAUUUGACACAGGACUCGUCAGGAUACGCAAGGAUAUAGCCGAGUUAUAGGCUAUUUUGUGUUUGAAAAUUUGGCAUUUUUUCUCCGCCGUUU
Molecule: messenger RNA, 10138 nt
Organism: Drosophila novamexicana
Lineage: Eukaryota; Metazoa; Arthropoda; Insecta; Diptera; Drosophilidae
Gene: rhea
Product: talin-2
Exons: 16
Coding region: 272-8407 (2711 amino acids)
Biological process (GO): cell-cell adhesion
Cellular component (GO): plasma membrane; cytoskeleton; ruffle
Molecular function (GO): integrin binding; structural constituent of cytoskeleton; actin filament binding
Source: RefSeq, a predicted model, not a curated record